AUGAAUUCUACACUAGAAGAAGUUGUUGAGGAAACUUGGGCUAAUGAAGAUUGGAUGGUUCCGUAUCUUUUCUUUUUAUUGAGUAUGGGAACAAUCGGAAACAGUUUUGGUUUGAUUUUAUUUCGGCUCUACUCCAUGCGUAAAUAUUCGUGUUCGUUGUACUUUUCCCUCAUGGCUAUAUUCGAUGAAUUAAGUUUAAUUUGGUGGAUAACUAAUCGUUUAACUAGUCAUUUAACUGAGACUGCACUUCGAAAUCAAUCGACAGCGCUGUGUAAACUAUUCGCAGUUGUUUAUUACAGUUCGUCGCAAGCGUCGAUCGGAAUGAUAGUCUUAGCCAUGUUCGAUCGAUUGUAUACAACUUUUAAAAUAGCUCAUGGUUAUUUCAAUAGUCUUGUGCUCACGCGUCGACAACAUUUUCAACAUAUUUGUUUAGGUGUAUAUUUCUUUAUGCUUAUCGGAUUGAAUUCUCUACUUUUCGGUUCUCAACUGAUCGAAGCACCUGAAAAUAAUGAAGAAUAUUGUGUCAUUAUCGACCCGUACUUUACUCGUAUCUAUUCAAUUAUCGACUUAUGCAUCUACGCUCUUAUACCAUGUAUUUGUAUGCUUGUUGGUGAUAUACUGAUAUUGCAUUACAUUCGAAAAUCACGAGCACGUGUCACCUCGAUCAAUACGAUUAACAAACGGCAUGAAACUCAAUUAUCCAUCAUGCUUGUCAUUACAUCGAUUGUUUCGCUAUUUAUUGUAAGUCCAUACAGCUGUCUAAAUCUGUUGAUUAAUUUUUCGAAUAUCCUCAAUAAUGAUUAUCGAACAUUGUACACUCUCAAUGAUGCGUUCGGUCUUCUAUCAACGUUUACGCAUGCCAUGCACUUUUAUCUCUUUCUAAUGAUUAGCAGUACGAUUCGUAAGCAAUUUCGAGCUAUUUUAAACUCAGCAUUUGCUACGUGUUCAAAUGGGAGAAAUCCUUUUCGAUCAGUGAUAAUCACGCCGGUGAAAACAACAACAUCAUCUCAACUGACAGUCAAUGUCGUACAUCGUCUACCAAAUGAACAAAUACAAUAG
Messenger RNA from Adineta ricciae, 1059 nucleotides. The record is from the annotation of a GenBank genome assembly. NCBI's taxonomy places the organism in Eukaryota, Metazoa, Rotifera, Eurotatoria, Adinetida, Adinetidae.